Messenger RNA from Formica exsecta, 7383 nucleotides. RefSeq lists its product as uncharacterized. The transcript is spliced from 13 exons. The record is from RefSeq and is a predicted model, not a curated record. Lineage: Eukaryota; Metazoa; Arthropoda; Insecta; Hymenoptera; Formicidae. The annotation marks the transcript as partial.
ACACUCUAGAACUAUUUUUCCCUGAGCAUUAAUAAGUCAAUGCAAUCACGAAUGUUUUAAUGUCGCUUAUUUAACUUGAUGGAUGGACAGAAAGUACAAAAUCGCGGUACUGCACGAUAUCAUUCCAAAUUAACGUCAGAAUCGACUGACUUUAUUGCACUGACAACCAGGUCGCCUCGUAAUAAAAGUUCUCGUGCAGAAAUAGCUUCCAAUUUAGAAAAACAUGAAACGCAUUUCGCGAGGGAAAGUUCAUUCAGAUCGCGAUCAAAAUUAUCAAGAACGGCUAAUGGCUCUGCUGUUACAUCACGGAUAAAUGCAAGAUAUUUAAAUUCUAGUGUUGAUAAUUCUCAAAAUCGUCUAAAGCUGCAUACUCCACAAGCGUUCAAAGAAGAAAUAAUGAAGAAUAGACACGGUGAUAAUAAAGAGAAUACGCCUAAAUCACAAAAGCCGAAACAGAAGACGGCUUCUCAACGAAUAUCUUCGGAUGCAUCUUCUGUUUGGAUAGAUAGUGCGAAGUUGGAUGACGAGGUGUUUACAAAAUCGCCCGAUUACUCGAGAUCAAGAACGGGAAGAAAGAUUUAUACAAGUUACAACGGGAAAGAAUUGAGAAGUCAAAUAAUUCCAUCCAGAAGGUCAGCAAAUGAACACAUAGAAAAGGACAGAAAUCCAAUCGAUAAACUGGAAAAGAAAGAAACGCGAUUGGAAUAUCCGAUAAUCGAGAAUAUUGCCUCGAUAGCUAACGUAUCAAGAGUGAUAGAUACAAAAAACACGAACGACUCUAGUAAACAUAAAGAAGAAGGUAUAAGAGAACGAGAUGUUCUGCCAUUAAAUUCCGAGAGUGUUUUGAGAGUAGACAUUCCUCUAACAAUUGAAAAUGUCAAUCUUCUAACAUCCGCGACACUCUCGUCCGUCAAGAUGUCUCCGAGACAAGUUUCGAGGCUGAUUAAGGAGAAGGUGGAAAGCAACGAUAUUGCGGGAUCGAAUACGAAGAAGAGCAAACAGUCCGAUCGAUCGAAAUCCCGCGGUAUAUCCAAUGCAAAUAAUUCCGAGACAGUGACUUCCGGAAGCAUCCCCCGGCGGAGUUCGUCCAGAUUCGCCGACACUGCGAAUAUGGGGACAAACGGACGAUCUUCUAGUGCUAGACGUAGAUCUAAUGCAAAAAACAUUAAUUCCAGGAAUCGAUCCGUGCAUAAGUUGAGAGACACAAACAUGACAGAGGCAAGAAAUAAUGACAGAAACAAAAAUGUGGAUACUAAUUCCGAGACAAAUGCAAAUGAACAGACAAAAACACGACGCAAUUUGUCCAACAAUGAACACAAAUCUGAGGAAAAACGGAGACCCAAGAAUAAUCGCAAAUUAAAAGAAACCAGAAUAGAUAAACAAAAUGCUCGAGCACAAUCUGGAAGUUGGUCGCGUACAGUUAGUAACCUUGACAUUAUCACUACUAUCCCAAAGGCGACAAUUGCCGAAACUACGACUGUUUCUUCUUUGGAUACAAAAAUUGCGACACUCAGUUCUCUUUCUACGACGAUCAAAUCAUCAACAACUGCCCGAGUAUUCUCUUCAACCGAGCAAACUUCUCGAAGCAAGGAAAAAAACAGAAAAGAAGACUCUCGAAUGAAGAAACCUCCGAAGGAAGAUUUCUUUAAUCACGGUCUAGGCUUUCGGGGCCGAAAAAUUUCGAUCGAGGAAUCUUCUUCGACUAUUGCAGAUUUAAGAACUACUACAUCUAAAAGCGAGACGCAAUUACACGGCAAUCCCGGGUGGACUCUUAGACGCCGACCUAAUUACGUCAGUCACGAUACUCCAUCGACUACCUCCGCAUCAGUUAAUCGAAAUCAAACUAACGAGAUCAUCUUGCCUAAUAAUCUAUCGAAGAGUACCGAAGUGCCACUAAGUAAUGCAAAAGUUUUAAGAAGAGGCACUAAAAGGCCAAAAGCGAAAGAUGAGAAUAAUACUGUAUCGAGCGUUGCGCCAAAGAAUGUAACGAGAGGUAGCAAAACCUUUAAUAAAUCCAAAAGUUUCGGUUUACCUAAGAGGAUAGAAUUGGAGGAGAGCGACAAUUAUCCUUUGGCAUUCCGAGAUAGAUUAUCUCAAUUGAAAAAUUCUAAUUUGAAACUGACUGGGGAAAAGAGUACAACAAGGACUAGCUUGCAGAGUACCAUGGUGCCGCGAGAAGAAACGUCAACGUUGGCAAAUAUGAUAGAAACUCUUGACAAGAACAAUAUCGUUACAACCAUCGAACCACUAAAGUUAGAUGAAACAUCUAUCGAAAUAAUUAAGUCAGAUAAACAAGAACGCAAUAAUAAUGACAUACAAAAGGAAACUGCUGUGACAUUGGACAAUACGUCAGUUACGGACGCGUUAAUAGAAUCUAUGAACAUUUACACUACGGAAUUCGCUCACGACAUAACACUGUCACCAACGGUUACCACGCCGAGCAGCAUUCAUUCGUCGACGACGGAGUCAAAGAAGCUAUAUCCCGUUUAUAUUCCUGAUGCAAAAAAAUAUGACUUGUCGGAAAACAAGAGUAGCACGAAAUUUGUGAGUGAUGCGAGCAAAAGUGUUUUUCAGCCUCGUUAUACAAAACAACAGGAACCAGACAAAGUGGCGAUUUCUAUGGUAACAUCAAUGACCGUCGGACCCACCAGCCGAUACAUUAGAAAAAAAUCGGGCGUCUUCACACCAUACGACACCGUUCCCAAGCCGUUUAGCACAGAGGCGACAUGUACACAGAUGAAACACAAGGAGUUCCGUCCGCGAACGGCAACUUAUAGGAGGCAUUCCGAAGUACCAACUAGCCAAUUGAUGAUCCAACAAUCAACUAAGGCGGACAAAGAAGUGGCUGCUGAUUUCAUCACCAUAACAUCAAAACCGACUAAGUACAAUGCGCAUGUCGUCACAGCAAGAAAUCAUUCCGAUUCCUCCGAACCGCUCGUUAGUGUGAAAAUCGAUACUUCAAAUGACAGCAUGCCGCUGAUAUUCACUGAGAGCAGCAACAGCAACAGCAGCGCCUCCAAUAUCUUCAAUCCCACUAAAAGCGCGAUUUUCAGCAAGAACACCACUACAUUAUUGGAGCAACUACGAAGUACUGUGGCACCGCUCUUGAACUCUUUAAGUGAAAAAACUCCCAUUUUUUCUGGAGCUUAUUCCAACGUGAAUAUCGGGAAUUCCGCUCCUAGGAUAACGCCCAACGGUUCUCCACCCAGAUUUAGCGCAAGAUACAAAGGAGCGGAAUUAUUUGUAAGAAAACCAUCAAUUGAUCAAGUUGUAAUACCAUCGAUCACAACAUCAUCGACUACGGCUUCGACACUGAUAGAGAAUUCUGACUUGGCGCUGCCCGUUCACAUCAACAGCCCUGGCGAGCCCAAAUUCAUCACUUUUUAUCAGGCAUUAGAGUCAGCUAGCAUAAGAAACGAAAAUCUGGGCGUGAAUGAUGUGUCUCAGCAGCAAAAACUAACUGGCGGGGUAACAAAGGUAGACUCUAACGCUACUGUAUCUAACGACAUCAGUAAUGAUACUGCUAACAACAAUGAUACCGCAAGCCCAAAAUCCGAAUCUAUCGCGACUACAUCCUUCCCAGAUAUUACUACCAUAAACAUUACCACCGCUGUUCAAUCGGCAAACCUUUCGUUUGCUUCGAGAUUAGCUACUGAGAUUAUUCCUGAUAAUAGGCCGAAAAUCACCUCGAUGGCAAUCCGACUACCCGCAAAUCCAGAUACGAGCGGGCAAACGACGACAGCACCUAUUAUGAAAUCGUUCGGAACCAGCGCUUCCGAUAACACAAUGACAAAUACACUGGCUAGCGCAAAUAUUUCGAAUACUUUAAUGUUACUUAAUGUUACCACGACCGAAAUAGUCACGAUUGAGACAUCGACGAACGUUGAUGUAACUUCGGAUACGUUGCUUUCCACGGAAUCUACUUCUGAUAAUGUUCGACCUUUUGAAUCGGUGGAUAUAAGCACUAAAACGAUGGAGGUAACGUCACCAUCCACUAUUAAAGCAGUCACAAAUGUAUUCACGCCCGCCUCUGUGAAUCUACAAAUAUCAACUAAUAUAUCGGAUACAUCUUCUCCAAUUACCGAAAGCGUUACUAUAACACAAAUAUUAUCUGAAGCAACGACUAUGUCCGUGAUGAAUGAUACAUCUGAGAAUAUUGAAACAAAUACUGUGCAACAGUAUGCUGAAACAUCGUCUCAAACGACAAAGACAAAAGAUGUAAUUGAAAAUAUAGAAAUGAACAUGAUACAACAAUUCGAUGCGACAAUUCCGUCCCAAAUGACGGAAAAUACGAGCACCAUCGAAUCCACAACAGAAGAAAUUUUUAACGACAUAACUGAGAUUCAAGGGACACAGGCACCUGUUACGUCUACGUUUCACACACGCUUUACCGAUAUCUCACAAAAUAUUUUAUCGCAUUUGCAAGACUUCACAGUUAGGACAUCUAUUGAAAAGCCCACUACUACGACCACCUCCUCCAAACUGUUCAACAUAAUAUCGGAUUCAUCGUCGAUAAAUACGAAGAAUUUGGAAGAGACGACUACCAUAUGGGAAACUAGUUCGCGGAACGUCGGAAUAACAACUAUUCAAGAUGUCGAUACCGAGUUAGCGCAAACAAUGACAAACAGACCAGCACAAAAAAUGAGCACCCAAAAUAUAGUAGAUUUGGCCACUGCGUUUUCAAUCGCACACAAUCGAUCUAAUGAUCAGAAAACAAAUGCACUGAAUAUGCCGAAUUCGAAUAUGACUCAGAAUGCGAGAGAUUCAUCAAUAGAUGCAGAAAUCGCGACUAGCUCGCGACUUGCCGAUUUCAUUACGAAGAACGACUCACGGUCGUCUAAUGAUACGUUGCUUACUAAGCUAAUGACUAUUGCGAAGACACUCUUCUCGGAAGAAAUAAAUGAAACACGACAAUCGUUACUCAUGUCAGAUCAAAUUUAUAAUUUUGAAACUAUUGUUCCAGACAUAAAUAACUUGACUCAAGCUAGUAGCAUGAUAGAAAAUGAUGAUAAAAAUCAAUUCAUGCUUUCGAACAAUAUGUCAGAAAAAAUUAAUGCAUCUGCCGAACUCUCAACCGCUUUAGAAAAUACUUCCGAACGUAUAGAUGUCAUAACAUCCAGAAAUGAAACAGAAGAAAGUUCUAAUCGCGGUUCUACUGUAGGAUCGGAAAUUUCAUUAAUGGAACUUAACACGCAACCCACUGAUAUCACAAAUUCAAUUGAUGAUACAACGACAACAACAAUCGCCCAAGGGACGGCGAUCGGCUCACGAAUCAUCCAAUCCAAGCAACCAACUGAAACCACCAUCACUAGCAUUCUUACCACAUCCUCCGAGUUCCCCACAAUCGACACAACGACUAUCUUAUCCUCAUCAAUUGAACCGAUGACGGACACUGCGACAACGACGUCGACAUCGACGAUAACGACAACGACUCUCCAAGCGACAUCAACGAAACCGUCAUCGCGAGCCGACCUAGCUACUACUGCCAGGUCCAUGCCUGAGACGACCACUCCAGCUAUCGAUAUUAAUGAAAACCUUAUCUCUACCGAGACAACAACCAUCGAUACUCAAAGCACCGUGGUUGCUUCAAUCGAAUCAGAGGAACUGACGACAACAACGACAAUCACAUCACCCGUUAUGAGUAUGCCGACGGCAACAACCAUAUCACCGACCACACAGAGUACUACGUCAGAUCGAGUAAUGUCACGUCCGCCAUUUACAUCUUUCGAUGUUCCAAACAUGGGGUCCUACCUAGGAUCUUUCGAUGGCAACCAGGCGACGAUGCCAGCUUCGAGAUUCAGUUCUUCCAGCAAAGCACCCAUCCGCGACUACCAGGUUUAUGGUAUUUAUCCCAACAAAACUAUCGUGCGGAAGCGACCGGAGGACAAUCUGAUCGAUGCCAGGAACAUAAAUAGCCCAUACGUGAUAUUCGGCAUCUUCCCGGACGGCAAAUUGGUUCGCAAGUUUCCCAACGGAACAAUAAUACCGGAUUCACCUAGGAACCCGGUCGAGGUUGUGUUUACGCUUAGCACUACCACUACUACUAACCGACCAGCAUCCAGGCCGUAUUAUAACCAGGUUAACCAAGCGGGCACUUAUAACCAAUAUCAAUCUCCGCUGUACUAUAGUAACCCAGUGCACUAUAGUAAACCCAUGGACAAGCUGAAGGGAGGCAUCCAGAAUCCCAGCCCUGUUGAUUUUGGAUUUACCGAUAAUGCGAUCGGCGUUCCUUCUGGAGUUGGUCCAAAAUUCGCGACAUCGUUUGGUCCCCCUGCUAGCACUCCGUGCGCAAACAAAAUGAGCAAUGUUUUAUUAAACCGAAAUGAAUACACCCGAAUGAAUACUCUGCCGAAUGUAGCCUCGAUGUUUGGCAAACUGCAAGGUCCAAUUGGCUCUUCUAUCAUCGGGGAUCACGAAAAUAGUGAAGCUUCUCGAACAAAAGUGGCAUCUAAUCAACGCAAUUCUGUAUAUAUCGGACAGGAUAAAUUUAUUAAUUAUCAGAUUGACAGUGCACCUGAUAUCAAUCCAAAAGUGGUUGAUGUGAAAAUAAAUUCAGUGGCUACCUUUAUGAACGAAGGUGUAGCAUCAUCUAUGACAUCGAUCCCAUCUUUUGAAAAUUUGCUGAGUAAUCAGUCGGGUGGUGAUAUAGUAACAACACCUUCCGGUUUUCCUUGGAGAGAUCCCCUUGAUCAGAUAUUCGGAAUUACUACCAAUUCACCUAUACAAACAGCAUCCGUGACAUCGAAUCAAUUGAAUGAAACAGCCGAAAAUAAUGUACCGAUUAUGGCACGUCCUAUAAAUCCUUUAGUGGAAGUCUUCACGCCGGUUAUAAGUGGUGUAACCUCAACAAAUCCUGAAAACAAACCAACAACCGUAUCAAUUAGUUCGAUUACAACUACUACUCCUAUUAUCACUACCAUACCAAUUACAACUACUACACCUAUUAUCAUCACCACACCAAUACCAACUACUGCUGCUACUACUACACCAACUACCACUACAACAGCUGCAAUUACAACAUCUACUACUACAACAGCUGCAACUACAACUACUACUACUUCGACAACUACCACUCCUACAACGACUACGAUAGGCCAAACAACAAGUAGUACAUCUACUAUUCCUCGGCUUGCAACAACUACUUCCUCCUUAAAUGUUAAUACUUUAUCGGAUGUAACACUACAUUCAAAUACAGUUCCGUCAUCACCUACUGCGACAAUAUCUGCGGACAACAUACUAAACGGAUUACAGAUGAAUACCAAGGAGAACGUUUUUGGUACAACAUUCGAGGAUUUAACUUUCCUAAAUUCAUUGUUACAGAACAACAACGUUAAAACAACAUCGAAAACGCUAAAUGACAUAGAGCAAAUGUUAGCAAACAGG